Thamnophis elegans (Western terrestrial garter snake) is the source of this 1248-nucleotide messenger RNA. It is a transcript of the gene DENR, whose product is annotated as density regulated re-initiation and release factor. The transcript is spliced from 8 exons. NCBI's taxonomy places the organism in Eukaryota, Metazoa, Chordata, Lepidosauria, Squamata, Natricidae. The record is from RefSeq and is a predicted model, not a curated record. Gene Ontology annotation, molecular function: translation initiation factor activity; mRNA binding. Gene Ontology annotation, biological process: translation reinitiation; formation of translation preinitiation complex. The coding region runs from base 91 to 996 and encodes 301 amino acids.
CAACAACGAAUGUGAAGGCGCUUGGCCCAAAGCACGACCCGUAAGCCAGCCAGCCAGCCGCCUUUCUCGGCCCUUCCUUCCCGCCGCUCUAUGGUUGGCGGCUCACUUCCGCCAGCAACAGAGACUCCUUGGGGGGGGGGAGGAAGAGGAGGAGGGGAGAAAAAAAAAAAAGCCGAGGAAGAGCAGCUGAGGUUUUCCCUCUGGUCCGGCCCUGCGGCUUCCUCGGGCGCCUCUCGCGGGAACGGCGGCGCUCUCGCGAGAUCUCCCGCCUGCCUUCCUGCCUGCCUGCCUACCUGCUUGCUGUUGCUGCUGCUGAACGGUCGGCCAAGCGAACCGCCUGGAGGGGGCGCUCGGGUUUGGCGUUUGAAGGGAAGGUCUCCGGUUUCUGGUGAGACGGGAAGAAUGGAGACGGCAGUGGAGCCUGUGGUCCUGGACUGCCGGGGAGACCAAAGGUGUAACGCCAGACCGGAUGUAGACUAUCCGCUUCGGGUGCUCUAUUGCGGAGUCUGUUCCUUGCCAACAGAGUAUUGUGAAUACAUGCCUGAUAUGGCAAAAUGCCGGCAAUGGCUAGAGAAGAAUUUCCCAAAUGAAUUUGCGAAGCUUACUGCAGAAAACUGCCCUAAACAAGAAUCUGGCAUCGGAGAAGGCCAAGGAAUGAUCGGGGAAGAGGAAGAAAAGAAGAAACAGAAGCGAGGCGGAAGGGGUCAGAUAAAACAGAAGAAGAAAACGGUGCCCCAGAAAGUGACGAUAGCAAAAAUCCCCCGGGCGAAGAAAAAAUACGUCACACGAGUGUGCGGCCUUGCGACUUUUGAAAUAGAUCUUAAGGAGGCCCAAAGGUUCUUUGCUCAGAAGUUUUCCUGCGGGGCGUCGGUUACUGGGGAGGAUGAAAUAAUUAUUCAGGGAGAUUUCACAGACGACAUCAUCGAAGUGAUUCAGGAAAAGUGGCCCGAGGUGGACGAUGACAGCAUCGAAGAUCUGGGAGAAGUGAAAAAGUGAGAUUCCUUUGGAAAAGCCACAAAUUCCGGCCUUUUUUUUGGACAGACGCCCAACUCUAGCCAAAACAGUCCAAGUGGGACUUUCCCUGACAGAUCCGUUUGAAGAGGCUUGUUCCCCCAGUGGGAUUUUUACCGUGGUCUAUUUUUUUUUUGUCUGUGAUCUUUCUUUGCCAAAGUUUAAAUUUGGGGGAUGUGAGCACAUCCUGCUUUGGCCUGGAAAUAGAGCGUUAAUAAAGAAGUUACUGUUCUUGGC